Molecule: messenger RNA, 2052 nt
Organism: Raphanus sativus (radish)
Lineage: Eukaryota; Viridiplantae; Streptophyta; Magnoliopsida; Brassicales; Brassicaceae
Exons: 9
Coding region: 399-1973 (524 amino acids)
Source: RefSeq, a predicted model, not a curated record
GUAGUGUGGUGGUCACUACUCAUUACAUUCUCCGAUUUUGGAUCUCCACGCCGAUAAAGCCAAAAACCCGCCACGAGAAAGCUUCCACAACCAAAGCAAAGCAAAGGCAAAGCAAAGCAACCCUCUUUCUUUCAUUCCGAGGUUUCUAAAGCACCAUUUUGUCCACAAUCAGCACUAAUAAACCCUAAAAGAAAGACCUCUCUUUGAUUCUUUUGACAUCCCUUUUCAUAGUCUUCUUAACAUUCCCCGAUUUCGAAAGUGAAUCACUUUCGAUUUUGAUUCCUUUUAUAAUAAAUCUUCCAUGCAAUGAUUCCUUAUUUCGAAUUAAUGCUUUUGGCCGAUUCUACAAUAAAAGCAGAGAGCGGAGGUUUAGAUCUUUCCCUCAAUGAACAACAACAAUGGGUGCUCUCAGCAGAAGAAGAAACGUUGGUCUGAUCGAUUCAAAGGGUUGCUCCAAACUGUUUCCUGUCUUAAACUCUCCUCCUCCUCCUCCUCUUUCUCUUCCUAUGUCUCAGCCCAAUGGACCCUUCUCUUCUCUCGUCAUUUGCGUCACUGGUUUAUCCAAAGAAGCAAGGACACAAGUCAAGGAAGCGACAGUGAGACUCGGAGGCGCGUACAGUCCUCACCUUCACCUCCGAUGUACCCAUUUGGUUGUCCACAGCUCGUGUGGACGUAAGUUUGAGCACACUUUGAAACAUGGUGCAAGAAAUGAUCUCUUUGUUGUUACUCUUGGCUGGUUUGUAGAUAGCGUCAAGAGAAACCUGAGGAUGAGCGAAUCGCUUUACAUUGUCAAACAACUUGGACAAAAUAGUGAAAAGGUGGAUGAUCUGACAUGUGUUUUUGAUCUCCAACCUGUUUGUCGUCCUCGUACUAUUAUGAAGUCCCACCACCAAGUAUCUUCUUCUGGAACAGAGAGUGGCACUAGUGGAGACAUGACUCUUUCCGACCAUUCCAUCUUUGUGGAUUCAGACAUUUCUGAUGAGCUCCGACUCAAGGUGUUGAAGGUUGCUGGAGAUCAAGGAGCAAAGGUUGUAGAUACAUGGUUUGUUGGUUGCAAUGCAAGUCUUGUAGUGUGUGAAGGUGCUUCUAUCCAGAAAUAUCUUGGCCAUGUCAACACCAUUGUCUCUCCACUAUGGGUUUUGAAAACAGUGGAGAGGCAACGACAAAGAGUUGUUCACAUGUCACCUGAUUUAGCCAGACAGUUAGGAUCAAUGCUUGAAAAUCUUGAAGAUGGUGCUGAAAAGGAUGUUCUUAAUAUUACCGAUGAAGGUAAUUCUCAAGACGUUGUUCCUAAAAUCAGGAGUAAAUCGAAACAAGCAAGGAAAGAGACUGUAAAUUUAGCUAAAACUGGUGUUAGGAGACGACGUGCUCGCCAUAUGCAGACUUGUCAAAACCCAAUAAGACGCAUAACACAGAACAACCUGCUGGAGAAUAUUUGCUGGACAGUAUCUGAAGCAGCUGCAACUGCCACUAUUUUCACUGAUUCUUGCACUAGCAGCAGCGGUUACAUCACUGAACCACCCCAGCCUUCUUCUGUUGCAGAGGAAGGGAAAGAUCCAGUAGCUUCUUUUGCAAACUCGACCAGGGCACUCACCGAGAGCGAGAAGACAGAAGUCAUUUUUAAAGACAGCUUCCUUACAAUUCUAUAUCCAGCUGAUCGGUUCUCUGAGAUGGGGCCUUCUUCUCGGACUUAUUUCAGUGAUAACGGUUUCACUUGCCUUCAAAUCUUAGACUAUAUCCACACAUUUUAUCAGGAGAACUUGCCGGAUAAUGAGAUAGAGCUCGCAAUUCACACUGAUUCAAGGCAUGCCGACCGUCUCAGAACAGCUUAUUGCAGCAGAGAGGCAUCAGAUGAUGGAUACAUGGCUUUCACAAGAAUAGAGUUACUAGGAAGCAGGAAAAGUUUCGAAAUGCUUAAGCGUGUGAAUGGAGAGAACAACAGUAACGUCUAUGAGCUCAUGAUUAGAGCUUGAAUCUAGAAAAAGUCUUUUGGAGUAUUUGAAGCAUUAACAGAUUUACAAAAAUAUGAUAAGAAAUGGGUAUUAACAUCUA